This is a messenger RNA of Lotus japonicus, 1496 nucleotides long. RefSeq lists its product as uncharacterized. Bases 184 to 1242 code for a protein of 352 amino acids. The record is from RefSeq and is a predicted model, not a curated record. NCBI's taxonomy places the organism in Eukaryota, Viridiplantae, Streptophyta, Magnoliopsida, Fabales, Fabaceae. The transcript has a single exon.
ACUGCAUAAGCUGUCACCACUACUUUCUCUUCUUUCUUUUAAAAACCUUAACAAAGACCCAAACACCCAAACACAAACAAACACCAUUCAAUAUUCACACUCAGCAAGCUAGCGCAAGAUCUAAGGCGCAUGCAAUAAGUAUAGCACAAAACCCCAAAACCAAGAUUUAGAAGAGAAAGAAACAUGAUCAGAGGAAGAGAAGGCAAAGCAGCAGCACCCUCUACAGAUCUGUUGGUAUGUUUUCCUGCUCGAGCUCAUCAUCUUAGUCUAAUGCCCAAGCCCAUUUGCAGCCCCGCUAGGCCCUCAGAGCCCAACAAACGCCACCACCACCGCCGUAAGAGUUCAAUCUCCAGAGGCGGUGGUGGUGGUGGGGCCCAAGCGAGCCCAUUACUAUGGGCUAAAACCAAGCCCAUGGGCUCGGAAAAUUCAGAACCAACCUCCCCUAAAGUCACUUGUGCCGGGCAGAUCAAGGUGAGGCCCAAGUCCACAACAGCGUGCCGGAGCUGGCAAUCAGUGAUGGAAGAGAUUGAGAAAAUCCACAAUGACAAGAAACAGAGGAAGCGUCUCAGCUGGGCUGAGACCCUCGGUUUCAAGAAGGAGAUUAUGCAGUUCCUCACAUGUUUACGAUCCAUAAGGUUCGAUCUUCGAUGCUUCGGAUCCUUCCCAGGAACUGAUGUCGCCACCGAAGAAGAUGACGAUGAUGAUGAUGAUGAUGAGGAUCAUGAUGAAGAUGAAGUGUGUCAUGAAAAUAUUGUGGGUGUGGAAGAGAGUGAAAGUGAAGCAUCGAAAACUGCUUUUUCCAAAUGGUUCAUGGUUUUGCAAGAGGAUCAAAAUAAGGGGUUUCACAUGAAAGAAGAAACAGAGGAUUGUAAUGAUGAUGGAUCAAUUGGUGGUGUGCCGUCUGUUCCUCCUCCGAAUGCAUUGUUGCUCAUGCGUUGCAGGUCUGCUCCGGCGAAAAGCUGGUUGAGAGAGAGUGAACGUGAUCAUGAAAAUCAUGAAAAAGAGGAGAAUCCACAUAGCAAAGAGAAAGAAAAAGGAAAGGUGCAGGAACAUGUAAAGAAGGGACAGAGUUUGAAGUCAUUGAUGAUGAUGGAGGAAGAGAGUACAAGGAAAGAUCAGAACUUGGUGGUGAUGCGAUACAACCCUGAAUUUUAUGACAUUUCAUCUGAUAUUGCCAAAGAGACAUGGAUUGUUGGGGGGAUAAGAGAUCUUUUGGCAAGGAGUAGAAGUUCCAAAAGGUGAUGAAUGAUCAUCGAGGAUUACUACUGUUUUUUCAUUUGAUCUUUUUUUAAGUCAUAACUUUUUUGUCCAAGUUUCUGUCAAUUCUCCCACAAAAUAAUUUGGUGUGUGAAAACUGGGAAACAUAAUAUUAAAAACCCAGUUUUAGCUUCUGUUAUUAUCAUCAGUUUGGUUAGUGGUUAAUUCAGUCUGUACAGCUUGGUUAGUUCUGUCAAUUCUCCCACAAAAUAUUAAGUUGCAAUAGAGUUAAUGAUUCA